AUGACUGUUGAUUUCCAGCCAAUCAACAGGCAUUCAGGGGGAAAGGAAGAGAGGUCGAGAUGUUGGGACGAGGGUGUAUCAACACAGAUCUCUUGUCGGGAGCGAAUUAGCCAAGCCUUCAGGAGGCGUAAGGGAUACUCAAGAGAGGUGCGACGAAAAUCUAAGGGAAAUCCCAGGAAAAUCCAAGGGAAGUCCCAGGAAAAUUUAAGGGAAAUCCCUGGAAAAUCCAAGGGAAAUCCCAGGAAAAUCCAAGGGAAAUCCCAGGAAAAUCCAAGGGAAAUCCCAGGAAAAUCCAAGGGAAAUCCCAGGAAAAUCCAAGGGAAAUCCCAGGAAAAUCCAAGGGAAAUCCCUGGAAAAUCCAAGGGAAAUCCCAGGAAAAUCCAAGGGAAAUCCCAGGAAAAUCCUAGGGAAAUCCCAGGAAAAUCCACGGGAAGUCCCAGGAAAAUCCAAGGGAAAUCCCAGGAAAAUCCAAGGGAAAUCCCAGAAAAAUCCAAGGGAAAUCCCAGGAAAAUCCAAGGGAAAUCCCUGGAAAAUCCAAGGGAAAUCCCAGAAAAAUCCAAGGGAAAUCCCAGGAAAAUCCACGGGAAGUCCCAGGAAAAUCCAAGGGAAAUCCCAGAAAAAUCCAAGGGAAAUCCCAGGAAAAUCCAAGGGAAAUCCCUGGAAAAUCCAAGGGAAAUCCCAGAAAAAUCCAAGGGAAAUCCCAGGAAAAUCCAAGGGAAAUCCCUGGAAAAUCCAAGGGAAAUCCCUGGAAAAUCCCAGGAAAAUCCAAGGGAAAUCUCAGGAAAAUCCCAGGAAAAUCCACGGGAAGUCCCAGGAAAAUCCAAGGGAAAUCCCAGAAAAAUCCAAGGGAAAUCCCAGGAAAAUCUAAGGGAAAUCCCAGGAAAAUCUAAGGGAAAUCCAAGGAAAAUCCAAGGGAAAUCUCAGGAAAAUCCCAGGAAAAUCCACGGGAAAUCCCAGGAAAAUCCAAGGGAAAUCCCAGAAAAAUCCAAGGGAAAUCCCAGGAAAAUCUAA
Messenger RNA from Penaeus indicus, 1011 nucleotides. RefSeq names its product sporozoite surface protein 2-like. The transcript has 4 exons. NCBI's taxonomy places the organism in Eukaryota, Metazoa, Arthropoda, Malacostraca, Decapoda, Penaeidae. The record is from RefSeq and is a predicted model, not a curated record. Bases 1 to 1011 code for a protein of 336 amino acids.